Cyphomyrmex costatus is the source of this 3029-nucleotide messenger RNA. RefSeq lists its product as uncharacterized. Bases 1 to 2385 code for a protein of 794 amino acids. The record is from RefSeq and is a predicted model, not a curated record. The transcript is spliced from 7 exons. Lineage: Eukaryota; Metazoa; Arthropoda; Insecta; Hymenoptera; Formicidae.
AUGAGGAACGGCUUCACCGACAUACCGGUCGCGAGUGCCGACAGCAGCACGGACGCCAUAUGGCUCGAGAAGAGCAGUCCGUCGCGGAUGGCACCCGAACGAAUGUCACUGAAUUUCGAGAAAGUCGUCGUUAAGCAGGAACGUCCAGACGAUGCGGAAAUCCGUGAAUUGGCUGCCAAAAUGGUGGAAGCACACAAGGCGAAAAUGCUGGCGAACAUGCCAGCGGUACAACAACAGCAGAGGCAGCAGUGUCUUAUGUCACAGCCUAAUCUUCCCGGUAUUCUUGGAUAUCUGCAUAAACGACCAACUGACGGGUCGCCCGCUCCGAAACCGCCAACUGCUGCUUUGGAGAGUAAGGUGCUGACACCGGACGACGACAGCCUGCGGGGGCGAUUCGGUUGGACGAGCUUUGACGAAUGUCACAUACCUUACAUAUUUCGCUCCGGCGAAAAGUAUUGCGCCGUACGCAUCUUAGAAACUAAGCUUCUCAACAAGUACCUGAGUUUUCUUCAUUCGGACAUCUACAGUUGCACAUGUAUAAGGAGUUAUUACAUUACGGAGGCCGAGAGCAAGUUGUUUAACGAGAUUAACACCAAGCACUGCGAGAAUCAAUUCGGGAGGGACGUGUUUACGUGUAAGGACCUGGUGGUACGUCUCUCGGAUGCCAAGGAGUUUUAUACGUUUCUCGAUGUGUGUUAUACUAAACUGACUGCCGGUACCAAUCCAAAUGUGAGCGGACGCAAAGCGGACAAAUGUGGUUUCAUACGAAUAAACAAAGAGUCUGUAGUACCUUACACGGUAAAGGACAAUCUGCAAUACGUGCCACUGUUUUAUUUCGAGGGCGAGACGGAAAAUCUCAAGCUAAAAGCGGAAAAGCUUGAGGGCUGGGAUUUGUCGUAUUUGAAAUUUUGCUGCAAAGUACAGGGUAUACGUAACGAACUGUUUGCGAGUGAAACUUGUUCGGUAAUUAGUUUGAGUGACAUUAAGAGUUAUUUUCCACCGGGUACCGGCUUCGAGGACUAUUGGCCGACCAAAGUUAUGGACUCACAGUUAUUGGUGAAUAGCAACGGAAGCAGUACCGGCGGUGGAUGGACGAAACAGCCACCUACACCACCGACGACUAAACCUCCUCCCGUACAAAACGCAAAUAAAGUGGCACCACCUCUAAACACACGUACCGUACCGAUGCCUAAUAUGAUGCCACGGGGGACUGUCACGAGUACGGCACCGCCGCAGAUGCCGCGAAUAGGACAGCCGAGGCCUGUAGUCACACACCCCGCGCAUUCUUCCCCAUCGGGACUUCCCACCGGUAGAUCAAACAUGCCGGUAGUGUCGCAGCCUAUGUUGAAUACCGUUCAAGGUGUGGUUAACGGCCAUUGGUCGGGCCUCGUUGGUGGUCAACCUACCUUUCAAACGGCACUCAAUUCUCAGGCCAGCAUUAUACGAGCGACUUUGAAUAAUGUGAUGCACAACCAACAAAUGACAACUGCUGCCAAAAGCUAUUCUCAACAGUCUAGAAGUAGAGCGAGCAAUAGUGGAGCAGCAGCUCAGUAUCCUGGAGUAUAUCCGACGACAACCAUGCAAGGAGUUGCUCAAGUCCAACCACCACCUCUUAUACGAGCAACUGUUCACUCCAAUCAACCGAAUCUCGGUUAUCCCACCUAUGGGAAGGAUGACUGGGUGACUACGACAUAUACAACACCUACGUUAGGUGUACCUAACGCAGUCGCAGCAACCACAUAUCCACAAAUGCUUGGUUUAAGCGAACAAGUCCAAGCUUUAAUGCCAGUACCUACAUCAGCACCAAAUUUAUUACAUCCGCAAAGGCAUACACCAUCUGUGCAUAACACAUCUCAUUCAAAAUAUCCACCUCCUUUGAUACCAGUUAAUGGUAGCAGCGGUAGCGGCAACAGUAGUAGCAGUUCCAGGGAUACCCGAGGGAGAAAACCACUGAUACCAAUAUCGGACCCACAACAUAUUACUACUUGUCAUGUACAACCAUACCAAAUACAGAAAGCAUUACUUGAAGAAAAGAUGGUACCCUGUAUUAAUUUCAAACCUUACAUCUAUAGCGAAUUGCUGAUGACACUUCCUGACUUCGUUUCCAAUUUCUUUCCUGCUUGUGACAUCGAGAGUUGUAGACAAGUUCUUACAGAUGUACUACAUAUAGAGUUAUAUCAAGGAAAUAGACUGCAAAUGAAGAUGUUAAUGGAAGCAGGCAAAUGUUCUUCAUUAACAGAAGAUCUACCUUUAAUCCAUAUUAGGAGUAUAAUGAAAUAUAUGCCACAAUUCAAGUAUAUGUUCAAUAGAGGAGAUAUGGUCAUGCCUUCCCCAGCUCAUUCGUCUGAAGAGCACCCUGCCAAAAAACGUCAACGUACCAGCUAGGAUUGGCUACAGCCUUACUGGCCUACUUAUGAUUAUUACCAUUCGGCAUUCUAAAGCCGAUGUUCUCAUGAUUGUAUUUUAGAACGCCUUUGAAAGUUAGGUGUAUCUAAAUACAAGUGUAUAAUGUCGCGUAUGAUGCGCAACAAAAUAUACAUUGGUUUUGACGAGUGUGUAAAGUGACAGUGGUGAGAGCUAUUUCUUUCUCCAAAGUGUAUUGACGUGACUGUAAAUAAUAUUAAAACGUGUAAAUUUAAAAUAUGGUUGACAAUUCAGAUUUGCUUUCUAUGUAGAAAGAUUUAUUUCAAUAGUCGACAGUAGAUGUCACUUUCGAUUCAAUUUUCGUGUUAAUGCCUACUCUUUUUCUCACAUCUUGACAAUGAGUCACCGGAUACGCGUAAUUAUGACGUUUUGUGACUUGGAAAAGACCGUAUGCACAUAAUUGAAUUGUAUCUUUUGCAAAAUUGUCAUUAAAAUUUUUUUGACGCGACCAUUAUUGAGAUAAAGCACCUUAUUUGCGCGCAUCUAUUGAUUGUCAAGACAUGAACGGCAAAGAGGAGACUCGAAAAUCGAAUCGAAAGUUGCAUCUGUGAUGCCAAUCAUUGAUUUAUUUUAUUUCCAUUUUUGAAAGCUUUGUUAUAAUAUAA